Molecule: messenger RNA, 1389 nt
Organism: Lodderomyces parapsilosis
Lineage: Eukaryota; Fungi; Ascomycota; Pichiomycetes; Serinales; Debaryomycetaceae
Product: FG-nucleoporin
Exons: 1
Coding region: 1-1389 (462 amino acids)
Biological process (GO): regulation of DNA-templated transcription; NLS-bearing protein import into nucleus; nuclear pore organization
Cellular component (GO): nuclear pore central transport channel; nuclear pore nuclear basket; nuclear membrane
Molecular function (GO): phospholipid binding; structural constituent of nuclear pore; single-stranded DNA binding
Source: RefSeq, a predicted model, not a curated record
AUGUCAACCCUUUUCAAUCGUCAACCACAGACUCAAUUUCUUUACCCUGGAAAUGGGAGUCAGUUAUCCUAUCAGCAACAGCAGCAUCAGCAGCAGCAACCACAACCACAACCACAACAACCACCACAACAACAACCACCACAACAACAACAGCUUCAACAACAACAGCUUCAACAACAAUCGUCCAACCAACCUCAGCUUUUUCAACAACAACAACAAGAACAACCCGCGUGGCUACAGUCUCAACACAAUCACAAAAAGAGAAUUAUUCCUAACCACUUAGUACCUCACAAAAAGCUGAAUUUCCAAAUAAGCGCACCAGGUACCUCCAAAAACAAAAGCAAUAAUGAAUCCCAAUCAUCAAUGCUAGUAUCCAACGACCAAUUCAAUGUAGUUUCGUUUGGAAACAACAGAAGAAACACUAUAACAAAUGGUAAUAUGCUAGACAGGGCAAACACAAGCUUAAGUGCGUUAUUCGAAUCAGUUGGAGGAGAUUUAAGUCGAUUCGACGAUUCUAUGAAUGAAAGUUUUAAAAACGAUGAUGGUGUGGUUGAAAGUUUGGAUGCGCCUACAGAUGCGCCACCUUUAAAGUCUGUUUAUGACUUGGAUGAGGAUACAUUUGGGGUAAAUAAACCCACUAAAAAACAGUCAGAUCUCAUCAGUAAAGAUCCAAAAGAGUUUAACAACUUGUUCAAACGUUUUGAAGCAAGAGAUGGUAAAGCUGAGAGGGAAAAAAGGGAAGACAAGACAAAGAGUGUAGUUGAUGUGUCUGAAAAUGCAAUUAUUGUGUUUGGAUACCCAGAAAAUACUUCAGUACAAAUCAUUCAAUAUUUCAAACAAUUUGGUACGAUUCUUGAAAAUUUCACCGAUCUUUCUUCAGGAAAUGAAGCGUGGAACCUAUUGAGCAAUCUUGAGAAGAAGAAGAAAAAUGUCAGUAUCUAUACCGGCACCAACUGGAUAAAAAUUACCUACGACAAUCAUAAUUCAGCAUUGAAUGCAUUACAAGAGAAUGGUUGUAUAUUCAAUGGCAACUUGCUUGGUGUUGUCCCAUAUCACAAAAGUGUCAUUGACAAAUUGGAGAAGAAGAAGGUGUUUGUGAAUGAAGAUAUUGGAAACGGUAACUUAUCAAUGCCAUUAAAAUCAGUAUUUGAGCAGGAAAAGAAAUCAAGUGGGAUUGAGAAUCAAGUAAUCACCCCUCCAUCUUCAUCUUCUCCAUCAGGAGCAAACAAAUCAACUUAUGUGAACUCACUAAACCCUAAAGAAGAAUCUCAUUAUUUUGUAUCCUCAAAAGAUAAGAAAGAUGAGAGUAAAAACGACGAGCAAAAGAAACCAAAAUUGAGUGUAUUAAAGACUUUAUCAAACUAUAUAUUUGGAUUUCAUGAUUUAUAG